AUGUGGUUUGCUUUGGCUGAUAUCCGGGAAGGUCUUCGUAUUGCAAGAGAUAAUGGGUUUGGAAAUCUGGAAGCUGAAACAGACUCAUUGGCCAUUACUCAUGUGCUCCAGAAAGAUUUUGGGAAUUCUCUUGAGGCAGACACACUCAUCUCUGAUUGUAAGGCCUUGAUUCAGGCUUUCCACUCCUUCGAACUCAAGCACGUGCUUCGUGAAGGCAACCAAUGCGCCGAUUUUCUUGCCAACAUGGGUCAAAAUAGCCAGUGGGGUACUACAAUUCUUGCUCAACCUCCGGACGGUUUGAAUCCGCUUUUAGCUCACGACGCCAACAACGUCGCUUUUAGUAGAUUACUUUAA
Ipomoea nil (Japanese morning glory) is the source of this 354-nucleotide messenger RNA. RefSeq lists its product as uncharacterized. Bases 1 to 354 code for a protein of 117 amino acids. The transcript has a single exon. The record is from RefSeq and is a predicted model, not a curated record. NCBI's taxonomy places the organism in Eukaryota, Viridiplantae, Streptophyta, Magnoliopsida, Solanales, Convolvulaceae. Gene Ontology annotation, molecular function: nucleic acid binding; RNA-DNA hybrid ribonuclease activity.